This is a messenger RNA of Schistocerca nitens (vagrant locust), 1750 nucleotides long. Its product is annotated as facilitated trehalose transporter Tret1-2 homolog. NCBI's taxonomy places the organism in Eukaryota, Metazoa, Arthropoda, Insecta, Orthoptera, Acrididae. Gene Ontology annotation, molecular function: transmembrane transporter activity. Gene Ontology annotation, cellular component: membrane. Gene Ontology annotation, biological process: transmembrane transport. Bases 22 to 1440 code for a protein of 472 amino acids. The transcript has 5 exons. The record is from RefSeq and is a predicted model, not a curated record.
CCGUGUGGACAAGAGGCCGAAAUGCGUCGCUUCCCCCUGCAGGUCGUCGCCGCUGUAACAGCCACCUUGGCGUACAUGACUUCGGGCAUGUUCACGGCGUGGAACGCGCCGGUGAUGCCGCGCCUGCAGCAGAACACGUCGCACAUCGUGCUGACGGCGGACCAGGCGUCGUGGAUCAGCUCGGUGGGUCCGCUCGUGGCGGUGGUCCCCAACUUCUUCACCGGCCCGCUCGUGGGGGCCAUGGGCAGCCGGAAGCUUCUGUUGGCCUCCGCGGUGCCCUUCUUCGUGGCAUCGCUCUGGCAGCGCUUCGCCACAUCCUUUGGUGAGCUGCUCGCCACCAUCGUCAUCUCGGGCUUCGGUAUCGGCAUUGUCAUCCCGGUGAGCCCGCAGUAUCUGGUGGAGAUUGCAGAGGAUCGCAUACGUGGACUCAUGGUCUCCAGUUGUAUGGUCAUGAUGGGUAUCGGCGGCAUCCUCAUGAGCAGCGUGGCACCCUACGUGGACUUUUUCACGCUGUGCGAGGUCAUGCUGGCGUUCCCAGUGCUGUUCGUGGUGACCUUCUGGUGGAUGCCCGAGAGCCCAUACUACCUGGUGGCGAAGGGCCGCACGGAGGAGGCGACGGAGGCGCUGAUGCGGCUGCGCGGGAAGGACCAUGCCAAGGAUGUGGAUGGCGAGCUGCAGCAGAUCCUGCGCUCUGCAGAGCAGCGCGACCAAAAGGGCGGCAGCGGCAUCGCAGAGGCGUUCCAGGAGCUGCGGAAAAGCUCUGCGGCGAGGAGGGCGCUGCUGGUGGCGCUCAUUUUCGCGGGGCUGAACAUCCUGUGCGGCAGCGCUGCGAUGGGCGUGAACGCGACACAGAUCUUCCUGUGGAGCGGCAGCUCCAUGGACUCGGACAUAUCCACCAUCAUCAUCAGCUGCAUCCAGGUGGUGUCGUCGAUGGCAGCGUCGCUGCUGGUCGACCGCGUGGGAAGGCGGCCGCUGCUGCUCAUGUCCUUCGUAGGGGCGUCCGUCUUCGUGAUCGCCGAGGGCGUCUAUUUCUACCUCAGGGAGCACUCUACGACUGACGUCACAGACGCUCUGGGCUGGCUCCCUCUUACCUGCCUCGUCUGCUUCUUUGUCACCUACAACCUGGGCGCCAACGCGCUCACGUGGACCGUGGUGAACGAGUUGGUGCCUUCCUCGAUACGUGGUCUCGCCAACUCGGCGGUGGCAGUCUGGACGGCACUGCUCACCUUCGCCUGCAUCAAACUCUUCCAGGUGGUCUCUUCUGCCCUCGGAACAUACGUUCCGUUCUGGUUCUUCGGAGCGUGCGCCAUUGGGGACUUCGUCUUCACUUUCUUCUUAAUUCCCGAGACGAAAGGCCGCACGCUGGAAGAAAUCAACGCCGAGAUGAGGGGCAAAGCUAUGGGGAACGUAACGACUGAUGGGGAGAAGCCUGGCCCCUGAUGUGUGUCCUGUAGGCAGUGUGUUACGAGAUCGUGUUCGUCGAUUUUCUGCAGGACCCAGUCCACCCUGUUAGGAGGCAGCUGAUUCUCUUGUCGAAGUGGAUUAAGCACGCUUCUUUUAAGAGGAAAGGGACUAUUGCUAAUGACUAGAUAUACUGUUUCCGACGAGGAUGCAGUAAUGUCUUUCCUGACUACCUCGAACAGUGCUUGCGUUGUGGAGUUCAUUGGGCAUCAAGCUCGAAAUAAUUUAGUCAAUUCGACAUAGCAGUUCAACUCUACAGCACAACAAGCUACUGACAAAAUGUACUCAU